GUGUGUGGGGGCCGGGGGGACGGGGGGGGCUGCAGCGGGAGGUGGGCCGCGUGAGAGAGGCAGCCGUGCAGCAGGAGCAGGCCUGGAGGUGCAGCCUUCACUGCGGCAUGCAGCUCUGCGCCCGCAUGGAGGCCACACACACCUGGGCCCGCAGCAUCCUUCACGACGGAGGCAGCAUCGGCGAGAUCCAGUUGCCCAGGUCGGACCUGUCCCUGCCUGCCCUGCCGGGCCUGGAGUAUCCUGACCCGGGUGGUUCGGGUCUCAGUGUCCCGGUGCUGGGGGCGCAGCUGGACUGGCAGACGGGCCGCAUGGUGCCACUGGCAGGAACUAUGGAGGACGCCGAGGGCAAAGGGCUGGUCCCCAUCCGUCUGGGUGCCCCGACGGUGGACCCUGUGACUGGGACUCUGUCUCCGGUGGUGGGGGUUCGUCUGGACGCGGUGAAGAGGACGGUGGUGCCGCUCACUCCCUCUCACCUCAGCAGCCUAGGGGACAGCACUGACAGUGUGCAGCUGGACACCCUGCAGAAGGAGGUGUGUGUGAGAUUAUGCUACUGGAGACAGCAGAGGCACAAAGAGGAGGAGCUGCUGGGAGACCUGGAGGCAGCACUCAGACACACACACACGGUGCAGUGGGCGGAGUGUGAACACCAGCUGCGUGAGGUGGUGCAGGAGCUGCAGGAGGCUGCGCAGAUGGAGACGCAGAGGAGACACACACACACCGGCGAGCUCACACACCUGCUGCCUACACACAUAAUCAACAUCCUCACACAGGGUGAUGAGGAGGAAUGGGAGCAGCAGUGUGUGUGGCAGACUGAGUUGGUGACGGGACUGAACAGGAUCAGUGUGUGUGUGGAGAGGAUGCAGGAGCAGGAAGAGGCCAAAGCUCAUCACGCACUCCAACUGACUGGAUUAGGGAGACAGAGAGACGUGUGGGAACAGCUGAGUGUCAGACAGUCAGACCUGGAGGCGGCUUUCAUCUCCGUCCUGUGUGUACGAGAACUCAGCCAGAUACGUGCAGAAACGGCCCAGGCCAUGUUGUCGGGCUCGUUCUGGUACAGUGACUUCAGCCUGAGUCAGCUGCGGGCCCCUCCUAACCCACUGAAGGCCCUGGCCCUCACCCAGUUGAAGAUCCUGCCUCACCUGGAUCGACUACUGCAACACCUGGACGACACACACGGCCAGCACAGCUCAGGCCUGUCAGUCAAGCAGACGCCUGGAGGAGUAGAGAACUGUUCCCGAGAGUGGACUGCCUCAGUCUCUGUUGUCAAGGGAGUCUCACCUCAGUCCCUGAAGGAGCAGAUUAAGUCCCGCCCAUCAGAAGAGCAAGACGGACCAUUGGUCAAGGAGCGACAGGGGAAGAGUCCAACCAAUCACAAUGCAGACCUGCUGACUGUGAGGGAUUGCGCUCUGCCCCGCCCCAUCAGUAUUCCUGUGCUGACAGAGGGAGAGUGGGCCCGUGUUCUGGAGCUGUCCCCCCUCUUCCAGCUGCUCUGUGGUUUGGAGCAGCAGCUCCGGUGCCGAGCGAAAGAGAUGGGCCUCUUCACAGGAGACAGCAGCGACAGGGGGCGCUCUUACCUGGACUUCCUGGAUGCUCAGUGGGAGUGUGAGGGGCAACUAGUAGCCGUUGGUACAGAGUGUCUGAACACGCGAGAGCAGCUUAUCUACCAGCACGGCCAGUUCCUGCUCCAGACGCUACACUCACACAGAGUGGUUCCCCUGGUGAAGCUUCAGAUAGCCUCCAGUUUGCCCUGUAAUAACUACCACCAAAAUGCCUUCAGAAAGUCCAUCUUCUAUCAGGAGGAGGAGGGGGUGCUGUACGUCCGUCAGCAGAGGCUGCAGUCAGUGGGGGGCUUCUCCCUGGUGCUGCUGCACUCCCUGGCCCACGUGGCGUGUGGGGAGAUGGACUCCGACUCAGGUCCCGCCUUCCAGAGGACCUUCUUCAAGGCCCUGCAGGUGUGCCUGGGCCUGUUGUUCAACGCUAGACUGGGGAUGCCCAGCCCAGGGCCAGCUUCCCCCCCAGCAGACAGCUCUCACAAUGAUGCCCCACUAACUGCCUCCCUUCUCCACGGGGCUCAGACGACUAGAGGAGGGGCUCACACAGACAACAACGAGAUGCUGGAGAUCCUCCAGAGGCACAAACAAGCGGCUGUGUUCCUUCAGCUGGAGGCUCUGCUGAAGGGGCGGAGCCUGGAGGGCCGGGACCCUGACCCUGUGUUGGAAGAGAACUGGACCCUCAGAAGGGGGACAUGACUCACACACACACACACACACACACACCCUCAGAAGGGGGACAUGACUCACACACACACACACACACACCCUUUAGAAGGGGGACAUGACUCACACACACACACACACACCCUUUAGAAGGGGGACAUGACUCGGACAAUCCCAAAAAUGGACAUUGGUGGGCUGGAUCCCACUCACUCACUCACACAAACACACACACACAUACAUACAAACUCCUUUGCACACUCACUCACUCACUCACAC
This is a messenger RNA of Clupea harengus (Atlantic herring), 2492 nucleotides long. RefSeq lists its product as uncharacterized. The record is from RefSeq and is a predicted model, not a curated record. Lineage: Eukaryota; Metazoa; Chordata; Actinopteri; Clupeiformes; Clupeidae.